Molecule: messenger RNA, 1712 nt
Organism: Anneissia japonica
Lineage: Eukaryota; Metazoa; Echinodermata; Crinoidea; Comatulida; Comatulidae
Exons: 8
Coding region: 156-1712 (518 amino acids)
Biological process (GO): regulation of apoptotic process
Molecular function (GO): protein binding
Source: RefSeq, a predicted model, not a curated record
CUGAUAAGGAACCAGGAAGAACAUGUUCCUUUUCAGCCCGUGUUGCGCUAUGUUGUUUUGCCAACAAUAUGCAAUAUUUACGUGUCACAGAUUUCAUCAUAUGUACAGUUAUUUAUUUUCAUCGUAGCCUAGCCCCAGAUUGAUCCGUUGUAAAAAUGAGUGACAGUAUGGAAGGAGACACAUCAGAAGAUGAUGAAGAACUGGAAAAUUUAACCAGCAAGAGAAAGGUGAAACAGAAAGGACCUACUAACAAAAUUAAGAGGACAAAGAUAAUUGAGCAAUCAAGCCCAGAAAUCUCUGAGGAUGAAUACCGUGAGCUGUUGCAGGAUAUAUCAGAAUGGUUUGAUGGAAAUAGCUGUAUCAGUAUGCUGAAAGUAUUGUACAGAGAUCAUGUGACUAAUGCUAAUACACUGCAUAAUGCUACUAAAAUGCGUGACUUGCUGGACAACUUGCAUGACUCUGGGAAUCUGAGUCCAACUGAUCUUAGUAUUCUGUAUGACACCAUAAAUGUAACAAAAAAAUUUGGUUUCAAACCAAAGAAUAAGAACCUGCUUUCAUUAUUUCAAAAUGUUAGACGUUUUGAAAUAUCAAAAUUUACAUCGCACAGGCAAAAGCUUGUAAAAUUAGGAAUGGCAUUGAUUCAAGAUGAUGUAUCAACUCUUGAUGGUUCAUUUAACAUCCCACAAAAGAAAUAUGAAGACAGUUGGCAUUUGAUAAAUGAUCUGGAGCACAAAACAGUAAUUUGUGAAGAAAAAAUGGAGCCAUUUGUUGAAAAGUUGCGUAAAGCCCAACUCCAUUCAGCCGUGAAAGCUCUUACUGAAGAAAUCCAUGAAUACCAUGAGCUGUUGCAUGAUAUAUCAGAAUGGUAUGAUCGACAUAGAUGUAUCGGUAUGCUGAAAGUAUUGUACAGAGAUAAUGUGACUAAUGCUAAUACACUGCAUAAUGCUACUAAAACGCGUGACUUGCUGAACAACUUGCAUAUCUCUGGGAGUCUGAGUCCAACUGAUCCUAGUAUUCUGUAUGACACCAUAAAUGUAACAAAACAAUUUGGUUUCAGACCAAAGAAUAAGAAGCUGCGUCCAUUAUUCCAGAAUGAUAGAAGUUUUGAAAUAUCAAAAUUUACACCGCACAGGCAAAAGCUUGUAAGACUAGGAAUGGCAUUGUUUCAAGAUGAUGUAGCAACUCUUGAUGGUAUGUAUAACAUACCACCAAAGAACUAUAAAAACAGUUGGCAAUUGAUAUUGGAUCUAGAGCACAGAUGCGUAAUUCGUCAAAAAAAUAUGGAAGAAUUCAUUCAAAGAUUGAAGAAAGCCAAACUCUCUUUAGCUGUAGAAAUUUUUACAAAAGAUCAAGUGCCUCUUGAAGUACAGGCUAGAGGCCCAGAGGCUUACAAUGCAUUUAUUGAGGCACUAAAAGAGGGCAGCAAACCUAUCUACCAAACACGCCUUAUGUUUGUUGGACCUCAGCGCGUUGGAAAAACCAGUCUUGUCAAGGCCCUUACUGGACUAGAAUUUAACAAAAAUGAAGGUAUUACUGAUGGAAUUGAUACAUCACUGUCAUGCACAUUAAGUGUUAAGCAUAUCACUGACUUGAAACUGCAACCAGAUAUACCAACAGGAAAACUAAUUAAAGCAAAGCAGAAAUAUUUGAGAGCUGUUGCAGAAAAGAUGCUGCAAAAGAAACGUGGAAUCAAAUCAAAGGUUUGUAUAUGA